AGCGCUGUUUGGGCUUAAGGGUUUCGGCGACACCUGCGCCAUGAUGUUUGGCAGACUCGCGCUGCUUGCCGGGCUUUCUUUGGCGGCGGGUGAGGUGUGCGCAAAUUGUGAGCAGGUGAGUCUGCUCCAGUCGAAGACCGACCAGAAGACACAGAGGUCUCACAGUAUCGUUGUCAAGGGACCUGAUCCCUCUGGCGGUACCGCAUCUCAAAGUCUUGCUCCUACAUGUGCGGAGGGCUUCAAUGCGGCGUACCUGAAAUGCCUGGGAGGCGCGAACAACUACUUGAUGCUCUUGGUCACAAAUGACGAUGAUACCAAGGCCUACUGUGCCUACACGGGUGGUUGGGCUCAGACCCCCGAGAACUACCCGGAUCACAGCGCGUGCUUUGCGAGUCCUGGUGAGAGCGAGGCCUUAUUCUUUGACAGCGCGAGCCAAACCUUGCUGAACUGGGACAAGGAGACAAUCGUGUCGGGACCUCUGAAGCAGGACUACACCAGUUUAUCUUGCACUGGACAGGGUGAUGCACCUUGCAAAUCCACGGUGGAGAAUAAAUAUGCCCGGCAGCUGACAAAAGAAGGUGGCAAGCCGUGGAAAGACGUCCCUGCUGGUGGCGAAUAUUCCUUCAGCUGGGACCCUUCGGAUGGCUACAUCGGAGUCACCACAAAGACUCCCCAGACGAUAUACUCCAUGUACAUCAAGAACAAUUUGGGCUCCAGCAGCAGCAGCGGCCUCUCCGCGGACGUGCCAUGCUCCAAAGAUAGCUCAGUGGAGUGGCAGGCCAAGAAUUUCCCUGUGAAAGGUUUGGACGGCGGUUGUCAGAAGGACAACGAUGAUUAUUGGAUGGCAUUCGGCAGCGGUGAGAUCACUAUUUGUUUCCCUGGUGUCGCCUGUUAACGGUUAUAUAAGCGAUGUGUGGACUUCUGGAGCCAGACGUGCUCUUGUAGUAUAGCAAUCUCAAGUUGGUCUUGGUUUCAAUGUACUAUGCGGAAUGCUAGCUAAUUAACGAUGGACUAAAUUGUCUAAAAUGAG
Molecule: messenger RNA, 1030 nt
Organism: Effrenium voratum
Lineage: Eukaryota; Dinophyceae; Suessiales; Symbiodiniaceae
Source: the annotation of a GenBank genome assembly